Messenger RNA from Pararge aegeria (speckled wood butterfly), 870 nucleotides. RefSeq names its product sodium/potassium-transporting ATPase subunit beta-2-like. The transcript has 8 exons. Bases 1 to 870 code for a protein of 289 amino acids. Lineage: Eukaryota; Metazoa; Arthropoda; Insecta; Lepidoptera; Nymphalidae. The record is from RefSeq and is a predicted model, not a curated record. Gene Ontology annotation, cellular component: sodium:potassium-exchanging ATPase complex. Gene Ontology annotation, biological process: potassium ion import across plasma membrane; sodium ion export across plasma membrane; intracellular potassium ion homeostasis. Gene Ontology annotation, molecular function: ATPase activator activity.
AUGGGUUUGGAAAAACGUACAAUCAAGAUCAUUGUGAUCGUGGCCGUAACAGUUCUUGUGAUUGGUGGUAUCAUCGGCCUUUUACUUGGUCUACUGUUGCCCUACCGUUAUGUUGAGCUGGAGGUGUGGCCGAGAGCGGACGUGUACAACUACGAGCAACCCCUGAUUCAGUUCCGCGCGGCUGACCCCGGCAGUUGGCAACCCUGGUUCGACAAGAUCAACACAUUCCUCCAAGCCUACGAGACGACAGUCCCUGAGGAUCCGCCCCGGGCGCCAUGCUCGAUCCAACGCCACGACCAGCGGCUGACCUCUCCCAACUGCGAACAGUCCCUCAGAGCCUGGAUGCCUUGCACUGCGGACAAGUUUUAUGGGUACAAUUUGGGCAAACCCUGCGUAUUCCUGCGAUUAAAUCAUAUCCACUACUGGGUUCCAGAACCCUACAACAUGACAACUCGCAUGUCUCUUCCGGAUGAUAUGCCUGACAACAUCAAGCGAGCUAUGCAAAUCCUGGCGAACGAACAAAGGAAUCAAAAUUUGCAGCGUCUUCCAAGCACUUUACACGGUGACUACGUGUGGGUGUCCUGCAACGGAGAGUUCAGUUCUGACGUGGAGAACAUCGGGCCGAUCCAGUACAUCCCGGUGCACUCCCCGCCAGGCUUCCCCAUCAACCGGCUGCACACCGCCGACCGCAUCCCUCGCGCUGCUCGCUCUUUGCCAGACCUAAACCCUGCACCUUUGGUGGCGGUAUACUUCGAGAACCCCCAUCGUGGCGUGGUGAUCAACGUGGAAUGUCGGAUCUGGACACGCGAUAUCGUGUACGACCGGUCCAGUCGGGUGGGACGAGCCCGAUUCGAGAUUUUAGUAGAGUAG